Caenorhabditis sp. 36 PRJEB53466 is the source of this 5566-nucleotide messenger RNA. NCBI's taxonomy places the organism in Eukaryota, Metazoa, Nematoda, Chromadorea, Rhabditida, Rhabditidae. The record is from the annotation of a GenBank genome assembly.
AUGUCAGUGAUUAUACGAAUGAAGAAUUUGCCGAUUACGGCAGGGUCUUCGGAUGUCCGUACGUUUUUCUCGGGUCUGAAAAUCCCCGACGGUGCAGUACAUAUUAUCGGUGGAGAGGAGGGUGAAGUAUUUGUCGGAUUUGCCUCGGACGAAGACGCAAGAAUAGCGAUGACGAGACACGGACAGAGAAUUCAUGGCGCUGAGGUUUGUUUGGGGUUUCAAGAAAAACAAACGGUCAAAUCUUUUCUAAAACUUGUCGGCGGUAAUAGCCUGUGUCCAGACUUCCUGAACUUUAUCAUCAUGGAUCGCAUCUAAUUUGUUACUUGUACUCUUGUCAAGUGGGUGUUUGUCUGUUUGGGGUAAACAGCAGCAAGAUUCUUGUUUAAGAGGGGCAGCCCGUCGAAUAUGGUCGCGCCAGACGCUCCGGUAUACAAAUGGCCUGGAAAGAGAAAAUUGAGAGGGUUACGACGUUCCUGCUGUGUUCAGGGCUAUACAGAUAAAGACGUCUUUUUCCCUGUUUCUCCUUCAUCUGGAAAUCUCAAAUAUUGCCUUAAAAGCGAUAUAUCCUGCAGUAGAUCAGCACAUCUUCUGAUAAUAUUGAACUGAACAUCACAAAUGAAGCCUAUGAGGCGGACGGUCUGCAUUGGAGUUAUGAGCUCAGAGCAAAAACAGCAUUUCAUCAUCGAAUGUGUUAGACUAUUUCCGAUCUCCAGAAUAUCAGUCUGUCUUGUUUAGUACGGCUGCCUUACCACCUUGACAUGGGCCCUGGAACAUAACUGCACUUGCGGUCUGCACAUUUUUACUUCUUCAAGCACUUCGCCUUCCUGAACCCUGCUUCCCUAAUAGAUAUGUUUCAUUUGUUCUGACACAAUGCGUUCAAAUGCGGGCAUAUUUAGAAACAUUAAGGUGUAAAUGUUAUUUCGAAUGAUCAUGCUUUCAGAUGGAUUGUGGAAACGUUUCGUGUCCACAUGUUUUACAGUGAACAUUAACAUCUCUCAAAGCUGAUGACUUUCAAACAAAACACCUCUAUUCGUUCGCUUAGUCUGUUUUCACAUCAGUGCCUUCUCGUUCUCUGCAAAUAAGAACUGACCCCAUACAUUAUUUCGUGUACGAGUAUCCGGUCGAACAAAGGACACGUAUGUCAUUCCCUUCUGCUGCCAGCAUCUCACUUCUGAACUAGUUGGGGUAAAGAUCUUGCUUGGUACAAAAACGGAACAGUACGUCAAACAUAAGCUAUUAAAAUGGAUUAUUAGAAAAUUCUGAAUGGCUAGCUUCCACUACAAAGUUGAUUACCACAUUCAAAGUUUUAAUUUUCUGUUAAAAAAGCAGUAUGAUUUCUCCACCUUUUCCUGGCCGAGAAUAUGGAAAUAGGAAGAAUCUGACAAUUCCUAUGGUGAACGAUUUAUGCAGUUCAAAAUGCGAUCUGUUUGCGCUCCGGACCUCUCGAGAAAAUCGUGUCUGAAACUUCAUUUCUAAAUGCUAAACUGGUACACGGGAACGUAAUACUACUUGUUUGUGCGCAAACAUUUGCGUAAAAUCAGGUUUCAGAUGUGGCUUUCUCAAAAAUGAGAGCUUCUGAGCAAAAAUAUAAGAACACAAUCGGAAUCCAUAAGAUCGUUGAACCGACGUAGAUCACAUCGAAACAUCAAUUUUUCUGCGGAUUAAUCCGAAUUUCUGAAAUAUCAAGUGUGGAGUGAGAUUCGGCAAGACGCUAUCAUCAAUUUAUCUCUUCUGGCCUUUGCUGAUCGUGCGUGGAGCUCGAAAUAUGCGGCAUAUUUUAUGCCACGCCCCUUUCAAGCUGACAGAAUGGAACUCGCGGCACACAAUUGUUCAACACAAAUUGAGGAAAAAUGUCGGGAAGCGUGCCAAGGCAUGCGUCUGCGUCUUUAAUUUUCAGCACGCUGAUUAGCAUUCCAACAGGAGGGAUUAACCAAUCAGCAAGCUAAAAAUUCAAGGCGCAUACAAGUGCAGGAUGGCACUCGCUCGCCUUGUCGCUAAGUUUUUCUCUGUCAACCUGAAAGAGCCUUUUUCGAAAAGCAAAAAGAAAGAAAAUAGAGUUCCAAUUUUGGCUGCCUUUCCAAAAAUAACUGUUUUCUCAAAAUUAAUUUUUACUCGGGCUAUGGCGAACAUUUGUGAGCAUACUGAUUCGAUUUUGUAUCCCUCGUCUCGGCGUCCUAGUUCCCAAUCAUCUCCAAACCACGGGCGGGAUAAUUUGUUUUCAUGUUUACAAAUUUCGUCGUGCUGCUCAAUCUUGUCUUGUCGAUCUCUAAAUGGUCUCUAAAUUUUCUGCGAAAGUGUUCGUAUCCCACAAGACUGCAUGCAUUGGGAAAGGAAAACAAGCUAUUUAGUGAAGAUCGGAUUUGUUUUGCUCGUGUCCAGAAGGCUGUUUCCUUGACGUUCUCCUUUUCAGAUCCGUCUCUUGCUCUCCUCAAAAUCGGAGCAAAAUGCCAUAAUUGCUGCUCGCAAAAAAGGCGAAUUCGGCUCUCCGAAGCCUCUUCAAGACGAAUUCGUUCCGUCGGCUCCUCCUCAACAGCAGAAUUGGGUUCAGCCGCCCGGAGGAAAUCCGUACGCAGCCAGACCUGGCUACGAAGCAUCUUAUCCGCCACAAAACUCCAACGCUCAGAAGCCGCGUCCGGAUUACAAUUCUCAGAAAAACUACGGUCACCGUUCAAGCGCUCCACAGGUAGACUCGGAAUCAUCGGAGAACUGAAGUUUCAGAUAAAACAUUUCAGCAGUUACACGUGUCAUCCACUACGAGAGAUGAACCAGAAGAUGAGUACGAUUCGUAUGGAUACAAGAGCCAGUACAAGGAGCCUCCAGUCAACCGAUUUGCUCCGCCCCCUCUGAGAGCUCCUGAACCAUCGAAGGCUUCUCCCAAUGCUCUGAACGCACCACCGACGCACCAACGCCCGUCAUUGAAUUCUCAACUUUCCCCGAAUAACAAGUACGGCGGAUACAAAGGUGGAAAUAAUAAUGGACCGGAAAGGAAUCAGGGAAUGAACGGAAGAGUGCAACAGGGCGGAGAUUCGUGGAGAGAGUCCAAUUAUUCACAGUAAGAUUCUCAGAAUUUGAGCAAAUUGGGCUUUCUGAAUUAUGAAAAAAUCAGGGCUGGGCAAUUUCACGGCACCUGGACCUUUGAACCACUUCCGAUCGGACCCAAGCUUGCAGGCUUUUUGAACAUGGGUUGAAGCAUACUGGGACCAAGUUUCAGCCCGAUCGGAUCAUCUGGUCCAGAGAUAUGUGGAUCGUUGACCGACAUUGGCCGGAAGCCCGGGCCUUUUGGAAAAAAUCGGCCAAUGAUCCACAUAUCUCGGGACCCGACGAUCCGAUCGGGCUGAAUCUUGGUCCUAAUGGUUCUCAAUCCAAGUGCAGAAAUCCUGCAAAGUUUGGGUCCAAUCGGAAUAUUGCAAGUGGUUCAGAAGUCCAGAUCAAGACUCGGCCAACGAAAAGCCCCCUGGAAAAAAUACAUGUUCAGAUUAUCAAAUUUUCAGAGCGCCGAAAAGUGACUUUGAAGUCAACAAGUUCAACCACCCAAAUGGACCUGCUUUGGAUGGCCCACACGGAAGAAAGACUCUGAUGUCCAAUCCGAACGGUCCCUAUCAGCCAACUCCCAAUACUGCUCCGUUUUCCACGAACACUUCGCACAACAGCGGAGCACACGGAAGGCCACCUUUCCAGAACGGACCGCCAGCGCGUAACGGACCAGCUCCGUUCCAAAACGGACCACCUCAGCUGCCGUCUCGAAAUGGACCUGCUCCAUUCCAGAAUGAGCCGCCCAUGAACCGUCCACUCAUGCCUCCGCCGGCCAUCAAUCGAGGAAUGAAUCAGCCGCCGAUGUACCACAAUCUGCCCUCGAUGGCCGCUCUUCCUUCUAUAAACAAGCCAGUCAUUCCGUCAGUUGCUCCUGCCGCGGGCGGAGAGAAGUUCUACAUUGAACUGACGAGACUUCCGAAUGAUUUGCUCCGUCCAGCCGCUCUUGAAGCAUUUAUAAAUCCGAGCACUCCGCUGACUCUUUCUUCCGUCAAAACCGUCUUUGGCCCCGGAGGAAUUCAUAUACAAACUAUCAUCCGUCUCGAUUCGAUAGCCGAUUAUGCUAAGAUGAUGAGAAGAAACGGCGAACAGCUCAUCAAGAUUCGUCAGUCCGACAAAAAAGCGUUCGACACCGCCGAUGAUGGAGCACCAGUGCCCGCACUUGAUCGCGCAGCAGUUCCGCAGUCGCUCAAAGAUGAUGACGGUCCGAGACGAAAAAGCCGUUGGGGGGACAAGAGCCCUCAGAAGGAGAAUCCGAGACGAGGCGAGCGUGAUCGAUCGAGAAGUCCGAUCAGAAAGAGGAGACGUUCGAGGAGUCCGCGCCGCCGAGAAGAGCACACUGAUCCGACGAGAUGGUGCAUUCAGGUGACAAAUGUGCCGUUUCGAAUGAAAGACGAGGAGCUCUUCGAGUGGUUCGCUGAGAAAGUCCGUCCGGCAAAGCUGUCCCGCACCUAUUACUCCGACGGAAACGCUUCUGAUCGCUGGGUGGCCGAGUUUUCAAGCGAGAGUCUCAUGCGUCGUGCCUUCUCCAUCAGAUCUCUCUGCCAGGGAAGAACGCUAAAAAUGAGCUACAUCGACAAUGAGAAAGCCGACGAAAUUAUGAAAAUAGAAGAUGUAUACGGUGCUGAAAAGAGGCAGCUGAACGAAGAAGCGAGAGUGAGUGGACUAGACAAAUCUGCAGAUGAAUCAACUCUUUUUGUUUUCAGAUUGCCCAGGAACAAGCGGAGAAGGCUAAUCCGCCGUCGUUCUUCAACACGCCGUCAGUGGUUCCGCGUGCUCCGAACAGUCUGCCGCCUCCUUCGAACGGAAUGAACGGAUUGCCACCGUCGGUUAAUCAACCGAACGGGCCACAAGUGCCGCCUCCGAUGCGUGGAGGAUUCGUGCCGCGUGGAAACGGCGCAUUCCCGCCGAGAGGAGGGAUGCUGAACGGGCCUCCGCCGAACGGACGAGGAGUCGGAGCACCGAUGCCGUUCUAUCAAAACGCGCCAUCCAACGGACCGAAGGCAUUCAAUAAUGCUCCUCCACAACCACAAGGACGAGAUAUGUAUCGAGGAGGAUUCCAAGGAUCCGGAGGGUACAGAGGUGGUCGGGGAGGGGGUGGGCGCGGAGGUUACGUCGGGCAAGGAGGUUAUCGGGAAGACUUUCCGCCAACGAAGAACGAGUUCCGUGAACUCGUACAGUCGAUAGGACCACGUGGAACUGUGCUCUCGUGCACCGGAUUUCCGAGAGAUAUCACUCUUGAGGAAGUGGUGCGUCACCCCGAUUAUUGGGAAGAAUUCAGACAGAACUUUAUGUUUUCAGUGUGAUUUCUUCGGUCGCUACGAUCCGGACCGUAACUCGAUCAGAAUUCGACGUGGCGAGGACGGAGUGAUGACUGGAGAGUGCAUGCUCGCCUGCUUCAAUGCCGACGUAAGUACCGUAUUAGUUUUGACGGUAUCUAUCUCUCGUUUCAUUACAGGACGCCCUACAAGCCUCCCUCGACCUCGACGGCCACAGCUUCCGCAACUCGAUGAUCUCGGUGCAAGUUCUACAGUAG